Molecule: messenger RNA, 390 nt
Organism: Caenorhabditis remanei
Lineage: Eukaryota; Metazoa; Nematoda; Chromadorea; Rhabditida; Rhabditidae
Exons: 4
Coding region: 1-390 (129 amino acids)
Source: RefSeq, a predicted model, not a curated record
AUGUCAAACUUAACAAUGUCAUCAGAUAGCCAAGAAGUCCAACAACUAAAACAACUACUCGAUGAAGCAAGAGCGAGGGAGAGAGGACAUAGAGAAGCCGAGCGGUCGUUGAGAGAACACUUCGGCAUAAUCCGAGACGUUGUGAAUCGCCAUCUUGCGUUUGCUAAUCUCAUGCGAGAAAAUGGUGAGGGACGCUCUGCAACUGUUUCAAAACGUCACAAUUUUGCAGCGAAUGUUCAAAACCAGGAGCUCGAGCAACAACGUCUUCAAAUCAGAGCUCUUCAGGAACAAGUUACUAUACUGAAUAUUGAUUUAAUCCUCUCACGUGCAAGUAUCGAUCAGAUGCGUCGUCAGAUUGCUGGAGAAAUUGAGCCAAUGAAGACAGAAUAA